CUCUCUCUCUCUAUUUAUCUUUCUGUCCUCCUGUUCCUACUUCUCUAUCUCCCUAUAUUUCUCGGCUGUCCCCCUCCCUCCCUCCCUCCAGCCCUAUCCAGCCUCUCGCUCCUACCCAGCCCCUCCUCCGGUCCUACCCAGCCCCUCCUCCGGUCCUACCCAGCCACUCCCUCCAGUCCUAUCCAGCCCCUCCCUCCAGUCCUACCCAGCCCCUCCCUCCAGUCCUACCCAGCCCCUCCCUCCAGUCCUAUCCAGCCCCUCCCUCCAGUCCUACCCAGCCCCUCCUCCGGUCCUACCCAGCCACUCCCUCCAGUCCUAUCCAGCCCCUCCCUCCAGUCCUACCCAGCCCCUCCCUCCAGUCCUACCCAGCCCCUCCCUCCAGUCAUAUCCAGCCCCUCCAUCCAGUCCUAUCCAGCCCCUCCAUCCAGUCCUACCCAGCCCACCCAUCCAGUCCUACCCAGCCCCUCCCUCCAGUCCUAUCCAGCCCCUCCCUCCAGUCCUAUCCAGCCCAUCCCUCCAGUCCUAUCCAGCCCCUCCAUCCAGUCCUACCCAGCCCACCCAUCCAGUCCUACCCAGCCCACCCAUCCAGUCCUAUCCAGCCCCUCCCUCCAGUCCUACCCAGCCCACCCAUCCAGUCCUACCCAGCCCCUCCCUCCAGUCCUAUCCAGCCCCUCCCUCCAGUCCUAUCCAGCCCAUCCCUCCAGUCCUAUCCAGCCCCUCCAUCCAGUCCUACCCAGCCCACCCAUCCAGUCCUACCCAGCCCACCCAUCCAGUCCUAUCCAGCCCCUCCCUCCAGUCCUACCCAGCCCACCCAUCCAGUCCUACCCAGCCCCUCCCUCCAGUCCUAUCCAGCCCACCCAUCCAGUCCUACCCAGCCCACCCAUCCAGUCCUACCCAGCCCACCCAUCCAGUCCUACCCAGCCCACCCAUCCAGUCCUACCCAGCCCCUCCCUCCAGUCCUACCCAGCCCACCCAUCCAAUCCUACCCAGCCCACCCAUCCAGUCCUACCCAGCCCCUCCCUCCACUGACCUGUGCUUUUGUGAACGUUACUCUGUAACCCUUGUUGGUUGAAAGAUAUUUUGUCCAAUGUUAGUGACGCACAUGUGUAAUACCUUCCAAAAGAAAUCUGACCAUCUGUAUACUUAUUUUACCUGAUGCCUUGGUCAAAGUGUGUGUUCACUUGAGCUGACAAAGUGCUAAAGGAAUCAGCAGUUAUUUUCUUCACAGAGCAAAAACAACAUGUAAUAACUUAUUUUGUACUAUUGACCAAGCAGUGUUAAAAAGGCAACUUGUUACUGUGUCUACUCCAGAUGAAAACUACUGUAAAAUGUUUCAAUUUCUGUUAUUUCCUUUUGGUGGGGCAGAGUUUCCUCAGUAUUGGCAAUGUGCUGGCAUCAAAUUAUAUCGGUUUAUAUCUACAGUGUAAUGAGAUCCCAGCAAAGGACAUUCUAAAUGUUUUCUUGUUGCUUUAAUACUGGAACAAUUUAAGUGAAUAAAAGUUUUAAGAAAUAA
Messenger RNA from Oncorhynchus nerka (sockeye salmon), 1513 nucleotides. RefSeq lists its product as uncharacterized. The transcript has a single exon. Lineage: Eukaryota; Metazoa; Chordata; Actinopteri; Salmoniformes; Salmonidae. The annotation marks the transcript as partial. The record is from RefSeq and is a predicted model, not a curated record.